Messenger RNA from Camelina sativa (false flax), 865 nucleotides. Its product is annotated as proline-rich family protein. Lineage: Eukaryota; Viridiplantae; Streptophyta; Magnoliopsida; Brassicales; Brassicaceae. The record is from RefSeq and is a predicted model, not a curated record.
CAAUACGUACGCACAAAUGUGUAUCUAAACAUCACAUAGUAUAUAGUUUAUAUUACCAAAUCUUGUAUUAUCAAUUUCUCUCUCUCUCUAUUCAGAUCAUCAUAUCUCUCAAGUUCUUGUUUUUGAAUCUUUUAAGUAAUUAAAGAUGGGUAAAGAUAAGCACCACGAACAGGACAAAGGAUUCUUCUCACAUCAUAACCAUCACGGACAUGGGUAUCCGCCGGGAGCUUAUCCUCCACCACCUGGAGCUUAUCCUCCACCGGGAGCUUACCCUCCACAAGGUUAUCCUCCGCCACCUCACGGCUAUCCACCCGCCGCUUAUCCACCUCCUCCCGGUGCUUAUCCUCCUGCCGGUUACCCCGGACCAUCCGGUCCUCGUCCAGGUCUUGGAGGAGGAGUUGGGGGACUGAUAGCUGGAGCGGCAACAGCGGCCGCGGCUGCAAUGGGAGGUCACCACGCAGGUCAUCACGGAGGCUACGGGCACCACGGCCACGGAAAAUACAAAAGAGGUUUUUUUGGAGGAGGAAAGUACAAGCGAGGGAAGCACAGUAUGUUUGGAGGAGGGAAGUACAAGCGUGGUAAGCACGGCAUGUUCGGAGGCAAACGAGGCAAGCAUGGCAUGUUCGGACGAAGAAAGUGGAAAUGAUUCAUAAUCUCAUUCAUCUCUCUACAUAUAUUAUAACAACUUAAUAUUAAGCUUAACUUAAUAUAAAUAUAUAUUUACAUAUGUGUGUGUCACUCAGUCAUUGUGUGAUUAUUCAUUUAUCUGUGCUUAAUCACAUGUACGAUUUAUGAAACUCUUUAAUUUAGUUGAAUCUUUUGUCUUAUAUAUGAAUGUUAAAUGAUGAAGGACAUGUCUUAUAUA